GAGUACAUGACAGAUUUGUGUUUACAUUCAGAAUAGUUAGUCGGUCUGACUGAAUGGGUCUGAAUACCCGAUUUUUUAAAAACAUUUUACCUGUUUGCUGCCAAAUUUUAUACACACGAGUUAUACCACAACCUUAUUUCAACUUGUUUGUUGCACCAAUAGUACUUCCUGUCAGAGCCGGGAGCGUUUUGAUAGGAAAUCGGAACAGCAAUAUGUCGACAUCAAAAGAAACAGGGUCGCAAAAAACGAAAGGCAAUCGUCGUUCUGCCCUUAAAUCAGCGAAACCUGUUAAGAUUGAGUAUGAACAGGAGGAGGAGGAAGAAGAUAAAAAACCUGCAAAACGUGUACGACAGCGACAGGAAGAUAAGGAGGUCGAUGCGGACGUCAAGAAAGAGCCAAAGUCGCCCAAAGUUGAGGCUAGCGAAACGAUUGAACCGGCAAAUUGGCGUCAAGUCGUGGAAAACAUUCGGGAGAUGCGAGUAGAUAAUCCGGCACCGGUUGACACCAUGGGUUGUGAAAGGACAGCGGAUGAUACAGCAUCGCCAGAAGUGAAGCGGUUCCAGACGUUGAUAUCACUCUUACUGUCCAGUCAGACAAAGGAUGGCGUGACCUUUGCGGCAAUGGGAAGACUCAAGGACUAUGGCUGUACACCAGAAAAGAUGUUGGAAAUUCCGGAAUCUGAUUUAAAAGCAAUGCUUAAUCCUGUCGGGUUCUACAACAAGAAAGCUGCCAACAUAAAAAAGGUUUCACAAAUAUUGUUGGACAAGUAUGGUGGAGAUAUCCCGAAAACUUCUCAAGGUUUAAUGGAACUACCCGGAAUAGGACCGAAGAUGGCAUAUAUUUGUAUGCAAGUUGCUUGGGGAGUUAAUGAAGGAAUAGGAGUCGAUACUCAUGUUCACCGAAUCUCUGAGCGUUUGGGAUGGACUUCGGCAAAGGAGAAGAAAAAGCUUACUCCAGAGGACACUCGGAAGCAAUUGGAAUCCUGGUUGCCAAAAGAUAUGUGGCAAGAUGUGAAUAUUUUGUUGGUCGGAUUUGGUCAAACUAUUUGUAAUCCAACCGCACCAAAGUGUAAUGAAUGCUUGAACAAAUCACUGUGCCCAUUUGGUCGAAAAAAUUCAAAGUCAGGCCAAGGUCCCUCAAAAACAAAAUAAAUGACAACCAUUGAUACUAUAAUUUUAACGUAACACCCUCCAGCCAUACAUACAUACAAAACAUACGUAGCUAUACAACUUUUCUAGGAUUUAGUACAUUUAAAAGUGAAUGGGAACAAAUGAGACUCUUUGAAAGUUUUACUUUUGUAUUAUUUCUAUGAAUUUUUCCUCGUUGAAAAAUAUUAUUGUAUUUAUAUGUACCUAUUAGUAAAAGAAACAUGUACCUGUUUGAGCUGUUUGUAAUCUCAAGACUGAUUAAGCUGGUUCAGCCUAUUAUACACGCUCAUUGUAUUUAUGUUCGGUGUAAAGUGUUCAUUAAAGCGUCACAUUUGGUUUAAGAAUAUCAUC
This is a messenger RNA of Folsomia candida, 1499 nucleotides long. It is a transcript of the gene Nthl1, whose product is annotated as endonuclease III-like protein 1. Gene Ontology annotation, biological process: base-excision repair; base-excision repair, AP site formation; nucleotide-excision repair. NCBI's taxonomy places the organism in Eukaryota, Metazoa, Arthropoda, Collembola, Entomobryomorpha, Isotomidae. The transcript has 5 exons. The record is from RefSeq and is a predicted model, not a curated record. The coding region runs from base 54 to 1151 and encodes 365 amino acids. Gene Ontology annotation, molecular function: DNA-(apurinic or apyrimidinic site) endonuclease activity; oxidized pyrimidine nucleobase lesion DNA N-glycosylase activity. Gene Ontology annotation, cellular component: nucleus.